Messenger RNA from Pygocentrus nattereri (red-bellied piranha), 1384 nucleotides. RefSeq names its product ankyrin repeat and SOCS box containing 13a, tandem duplicate 1 (gene asb13a.1). Gene Ontology annotation, biological process: positive regulation of protein catabolic process; protein ubiquitination. Gene Ontology annotation, molecular function: protein binding. The transcript has 6 exons. NCBI's taxonomy places the organism in Eukaryota, Metazoa, Chordata, Actinopteri, Characiformes, Serrasalmidae. The record is from RefSeq and is a predicted model, not a curated record. Bases 139 to 984 code for a protein of 281 amino acids.
CUCCGCCUGACAGAGCAAGUGCCGCUUUCAUGGAUCAUAUGAAUCUUCAUCUAAAAAUAGUUUACUUGCGCAAAAACACCACCGCCUGUGUGGAGUAACAUCCCACCGUGUGUGUGGCAAUGCUGAACUGACCCUAAUAUGGAUUUAACUGCAGCCAGACAGACAUUUUAUGGAGAUAUCGGGUUCUGGGCGGACAGGACUCCCGUUCAUGAGGCCGCUUCUUUAGGCCGAGUCCUGCAGCUCAGGCAGCUGCUGGACAGCGGCGCGUCGGUCAACACAGUGACGGUGGACAACAUCACUCCUCUGCACGACGCCUGCAUUCAGGGCCAUCCGCAGUGUGUCCGCAUGCUGCUGGACGCCGGAGCGCAGGUGGAUGUGCGAAACAUUCAUGGCAGCACCCCACUCUGCCAUGCUUGUGCAGCGGGCAGUGUGGAGUGUGUGGGGCUGCUUCUGGAUCAUGGAGCCUCAGUCAACCCCUCCCUCACUGCGCUCACAGCCUCCCCACUCCACGAGGCCUGCAUACGAGGUAAUCCAGAGUGUGUGAAGCUGAUGAUAUCAAAGGGAGCGCUGCUGGAGGCCUUUGACAUUUACUUUGGGACGCCGCUGCAUGCAUCCUGUGCUAAAGCGCAUCUGGACUGCGCCCUGCUGCUGCUCAAUGCAGGUGCCAAGGUGAACGCCAUAAAGUUCCAUGAGACGGCCCUCCAUCAUGCAGCGAAAGUGGGGCGACCUGACCUGAUCGAGCUGCUGGUGGAGUUUGGGGGUGACGUUAAUGUUACAGAUAACCUGGGACGCAAACCCAUAGACUACACCACUCCUGGCUGUCCAUCUCACAUCUGCCUACAGCACUAUGAGAGUACUCCACUGUCUCUGCAGCAGCUGAGCCGUAUUGUAUUGAGAACAGUGCUGGGCACCAGAGCACCGCAGGUUGUGACUAAACUGGACCUAUCACAGCGCAUUAUCAACUACCUCUGCUACAAACGAUAAAAAUGAACUGCUUUAUGUGUCUUAUUUUCUUGUUAUGGAUAAAGGGUCUCCAGUCUUUUCCGCAAAGGGCUGCUGUGGCUACACAUUUUCAUUCCAGUCAAGCAGAAGUGGAUCUUUGUUCCUCUUUAUCAAUGAGUUGAUCUGAAUCUUCAAACAGCUGAAUAGCUAUGUGAACUGUUCUCCUGCUUGGCUCAAAUGAAAACCUGCCAUUUUCAGAGAAAAUCAGAGCAUCCUGUGAAUAAAGCUAAACAUCGAGAUAAACUUCCAGUAAAGGUCAGAAAAACGCUGGUCUGGGUUGAUUUUAUGAGACAGUAUUGUCACCAGCUGCUAAGAGUCUUAAAAUAUUGUGCAAAUAAUAUUUUGUUGCUGAUAUUGUUGUAAUAAAAAUACUUUUUUUUUU